GGGACGGUAAAUGAAGCCUUCGCCACAGAGGAGAUGUCCAACUUAGUCAACUACAUUCAGCCUGUUAAAUUCAACUCCUUCGAGGCGUGCAAAAAAAUCGAUCGAAGUUAUGAAAUGUCAUCGUUUGUGGAGACCAAAGCGCUGGAGCUGCUCAAAGAAUCGCCGGUGGAGUUCGUCGAGUAUAAUAAACUGCAGCUGAGCAGAAUUUAUCCCAAAGGAACUCGAGUGGACUCGUCAAACUACAUGCCUCAGGUCUUCUGGAACGCCGGAUGUCAGCUGGUCGCUCUGAACUUCCAGACCAUAGAUCUGCCCAUGCAGCUGAAUCUGGGCAUCUUUGAGUACAACGGGAAAUGCGGCUACAGACUGAAGCCAGAGUUCAUGCGACGGACGGACAAACAGUUUGACCCGUUCACUCAGAAUACAGUCGACGGGAUCGUAGCGCACACGCUGUCU
Molecule: messenger RNA, 453 nt
Organism: Sinocyclocheilus anshuiensis
Lineage: Eukaryota; Metazoa; Chordata; Actinopteri; Cypriniformes; Cyprinidae
Product: 1-phosphatidylinositol 4,5-bisphosphate phosphodiesterase beta-1-like
Exons: 4
Biological process (GO): memory; phosphatidylinositol metabolic process; phosphatidylinositol-mediated signaling
Cellular component (GO): cytoplasm; nuclear speck
Molecular function (GO): calmodulin binding; phosphatidylinositol-4,5-bisphosphate phospholipase C activity
Source: RefSeq, a predicted model, not a curated record